GCCAGUGGUUUGCGGGGUUGGGCCGCAUUUGCUGCCGCCGCGGUAGCUGCUGCGCUUCGGUGCGGGGCGGGCAGACGCCGAGAGAACCCCGGGCCGGGAACCGGGAGCCGGCAGAGCUGCUGCUGCGGCGUCUGGGUCCAUUUCCAUCUUACGAACACCAAGGCCAGUGCCCGGCGGCUUCUGCUCCCAGCCCGGCCCAGGGAGGAGCGGGUCACUUUAUUUUGUAAGAAAGGGGCGAGUCCGCGUGUGAGCUUCCCUCCUGGCCUGGCUCUCUCCUCAGUGUGCCCCAGCUUUGGCACGGGCUCCGGAAGAUGACUCCGGCGUCUGCUCUGUGUAUUCCCGCGGCGGCGGCUCGGAGAGGCUGCCCAAAGUGGUAACACUUGGUAGUAGCCGCUAGUGGAAAAGUGAGCCGAGGCGGCCCGGGCUCGGCUCCACGCGCGCCCCGUUGCCCGCUGCUCCUUUCCCUCGACUCCCCGGCGGCUGCAGCAUGAAGUGGCGCAGCGAUGGCCAGGAGAGGUAAGAAGCCCGUGGUGCGGACGCUGGAGGAUCUGACGCUGGACUCGGGUUAUGGUGGCGCGGCGGACUCGGUGCGCUCUUCCAACUUGUCCCUGUGCUGUUCCGACUCGCACCCGGCGUCCCCGUAUGGCGGGAGCUGCUGGCCGCCUCUAGCUGACUCCAUGCACAGCCGGCACAACAGCUUUGACACCGUCAACACUGCCCUGGUGGAAGACUCCGAGGGGCUGGACUGCGCCGGCCAGCACUGCUCACGGCUGCUGCCGGACCUCGACGAGGUCCCUUGGACCCUCCAGGAGCUGGAGGCGCUGCUGCUGCGCUCGCGGGAUCCCCGAGCAGGCCCGGCGGCCCCCGGUGGCCUGCCCAAAGACGCACUGGCCAAGCUGUCGACGCUGGUGAGCCGGGCGCUGGUACGCAUCGCCAAAGAGGCGCAGCGCCUCAGUCUGCGCUUCGCUAAGUGCACCAAGUACGAGAUCCAGAGCGCCAUGGAGAUAGUGCUGUCCUGGGGCCUGGCGGCGCACUGCACGGCGGCCGCGCUGGCAGCGCUGUCCCUCUACAACAUGAGCAGCGCCGGCGGCGACCGCCUGGGCCGUGGCAAGUCGGCGCGCUGCGGCCUCACCUUCUCAGUGGGCCGCGUGUACCGCUGGAUGGUGGACAGCCGCGUGGCGCUGCGCAUCCACGAGCAUGCCGCCAUCUACCUGACGGCCUGCAUGGAGAGCCUCUUCCGGGACAUCUAUGCGCGGGUCGUGGCCUCCGGGCUGCCCCGGAGCUGCAGCGGCCCCGGUCCGGGCUCCAGCUCCGGCCCAGGCCCGGGCCCCGGCGCGGCCCCUGCGGCAGAUAAGGAGCGGGAGGCGCCCGGAGGGGGAACAGCCAGCGGCGGCCCCUGCAGCGCAGCCAGCAGCGCUAGUGGGGGCAGCAGCUGUUGCGCCCCGCCGGCAGUGGCUGCGGCCUCUGCAGCCCCGCCGGCCGCCGCCGCCAACCACCACCAUCACCACCACCACGCACUCCACGAGGCACCCAAGUUCACCGUGGAGACUCUGGAGCACACGGUCAACAACGACUCGGAGAUCUGGGGGCUCCUGCAGCCCUACCAGCACCUCAUCUGCGGGAAGAACGCCAGCGGAGCGCUGUGCCUGCCAGACAGCCUGAACCUUCACAGAGACCCGCAGCGGUCAAACAAGCCGGGAGAACUGCCCAUGUUCAGCCAGUCAGAGCUGAGGACCAUCGAGCAGUCCUUGUUGGCCACCCGCGUGGGCAGCAUCGCAGAACUGAGUGACCUGGUGUCCCGAGCAAUGCAUCACCUGCAGCCCCUCAAUGCCAAGCACCACGGCAACGGCACCCCCCUGCACCACAAGCAGGGGGCACUCUACUGGGAGCCAGAGGCCCUGUACACCCUUUGCUAUUUCAUGCACUGCCCACAGAUGGAAUGGGAAAAUCCCAACGUGGAGCCUUCCAAAGUCAACCUCCAGGUGGAAAGGCCCUUCCUGGUGCUGCCGCCGCUGAUGGAGUGGAUCCGGGUGGCCGUGGCGCACGCCGGCCACCGCCGCAGCUUCUCCAUGGACAGCGACGACGUCCGCCAGGCGGCCCGGCUGCUGCUGCCCGGCGUGGACUGCGAGCCGCGCCAGCUCAGGGCGGACGACUGCUUUUGUGCUUCUCGGAAACUGGACGCAGUGGCCAUCGAAGCCAAGUUUAAGCAGGACCUGGGUUUCCGGAUGCUAAACUGUGGGCGGACGGACCUGGUGAAGCAGGCGGUGUCUCUCCUGGGGCCCGAUGGGAUCAACACCAUGAGCGAACAGGGCAUGACUCCCCUGAUGUACGCCUGCGUCCGUGGGGACGAGGCAAUGGUUCAGAUGCUGCUGGAUGCCGGAGCUGACCUGAAUGUGGAGGUUGUCAGUACUCCUCAUAAAUAUCCAUCUGUCCACCCUGAGACCCGCCAUUGGACGGCUCUGACUUUUGCUGUGUUGCAUGGACAUAUUCCUGUAGUUCAGCUCCUCCUGGACGCCGGGGCCAAGGUGGAAGGCUCUGUGGAGCACGGCGAGGAGAACUACUCAGAGACGCCCCUCCAGCUCGCAGCUGCCGUAGGAAAUUUUGAACUGGUUAGUUUGCUGUUGGAGCGUGGCGCAGAUCCCCUGAUAGGAACCAUGUACAGGAAUGGAAUUUCUACAACCCCCCAGGGUGAUAUGAACUCUUUCAGCCAGGCUGCAGCCCACGGACACAGGAAUGUGUUCCGCAAACUGCUCGCUCAGCCAGAGAAGGAGAAGAGUGACAUCUUGUCCCUGGAGGAGAUUCUGGCUGAGGGGACUGACCUGGCGGAGACAGCCCCGCCUCCCCUGUGUGCCAGCCGCAACAGCAAGGCCAAACUGAGGGCCCUGAGGGAGGCCAUGUAUCACAGCGCUGAGCAUGGCUACGUGGAUGUCACAAUUGAUAUCAGGAGCAUAGGUGUCCCGUGGACCCUGCACACGUGGCUGGAGUCUUUGCGGAUCGCCUUCCAGCAGCACCGCAGGCCUCUCAUUCAGUGCCUGCUAAAGGAGUUUAAGACCAUCCAGGAGGAAGAGUACACGGAGGAGCUCAUUAUCCAAGGCCUGCCACUCAUGUUUGAGAUCCUGAAAGCGAGCAAGAACGAAGUGAUCAGCCAGCAGCUGUGUGUCAUCUUUACUCACUGCUAUGGGCCCUACCCGAUCCCCAAGCUCACGGAGAUCAAGAGGAAACAGACCUCGCGCCUGGAUCCUCAUUUCCUUAACAAUAAAGAAAUGUCUGAUGUUACCUUUCUGGUAGAAGGAAGACCAUUUUAUGCUCACAAAGUGCUGUUAUUUACAGCCUCUCCAAGGUUCAAAGCACUGCUUUCCAGCAAACCAACAAAUGACAGCACCUGCAUAGAGAUCGGUUACGUGAAAUACCCCAUCUUUCAGGUAUAUUGGAGACUAAAACACCCCCCAGGUCACCCACACUGGCUUACGAGCCCUGGCUGGUGCGAGGACAGCAUUGAGAGACUGCGAUCUCCCUGGCAGCUCGGCCCCAGAUGGUUCUUCCCUCCACCACUGAUCCCAGGCCCCCAGAUUCUUCUGUUCAGAGGGUUGCUAGGAAGCCACCAAGCCCUCGUCGUAGCCCCUAAAGCCUUUUAGGUGCCUGCAUUUCCACUAUUAGAGGUGCAUUCCUUCAAUUACAUUGAGACUUCGAAAUAAAGAAUCCAUCCUGAAUAACUAUGGGCAAGACGCUCUCCUCUGAUCCUUGAUAUCUUAAUGGACACCAAGUUAAUCAUUACCAUUUCUAUGUUGUGGGUUCUUGCAGAGAUUAGCAGAUAUGAAAACAUGAGGAAACAGUCAACUUGGCAACUUUUAAGUGGUUUUUCUAAGCCAUAACUGAUAAACCACUGCCCUGCUAAGCCCAAGACCCUGUAAAACAGGUUACUUUGGGUUAAGGAUGCACAAGGCUUCCAAGGACAAGGCCAGCGUGGGUGAGCCAUCCCCCUGGGGUGGGGGUAGCCGAAAAAAGGCUGGAGCCCCAAGGUGGGAUGGUGGGACUAAGGAGUCGGCACCCCCUGACAUCCAAGUGCCUGUUCCCUCCUUUGCUCAGCCCUUCACUCAAACCCCUCACUGCAUUUUCUACUGAGAGAAAAGAGGCCACAGCCC
Manis pentadactyla (Chinese pangolin) is the source of this 4142-nucleotide messenger RNA. It is a transcript of the gene ABTB3, whose product is annotated as ankyrin repeat and BTB domain containing 3. Bases 504 to 3635 code for a protein of 1043 amino acids. The transcript is spliced from 15 exons. NCBI's taxonomy places the organism in Eukaryota, Metazoa, Chordata, Mammalia, Pholidota, Manidae. The record is from RefSeq and is a predicted model, not a curated record. Gene Ontology annotation, molecular function: protein heterodimerization activity.